UUCAAAGAUAAUCUUCAGUUAUUCUGGGACAGAUUGGUACGUGAGAGUCAACAUGGCCCUCUCUUUGAUCAGGUUCUGUUCGACAAGUGCAUGGACUAUAUAAUAGCUUUGUCAUGCACUCCUCCAAGAGUCUAUCGUCAAGUUGCUUCUAUUAUGGGACUUCAACUCGUCACAUCCUUCAUAGCUGUUGCUGAUGUCCUCAGUGCUCAACGUGAAACAACUCGUAGGCAGUUAGAUGCUGAAAAAAAGAAAAGAGCCGAGGGACUUCGUGUUGAGUCACUAAGCACAAAGUUUUCAAUGACUCAUGACAAGAUAACAAUGCUACAGGAGAUGAUGCGCAAAAUCUUCACCGGGUUAUUUAUGCACUGUUAUCGAGACAUGGAUCCAAAUAUUCGAAUGUCUUGCAUAGAGUCUUUAGGUGUAUGGAUUUUGUCCUACCCCUCUCUGUUCUUGCAGGAUUUAUACUUAAAGUAUCUUGGUUGUACACUAAAUGACAAAAAUGCUGGUGUCAGAAAAGCUUCUGUCCUUUCAUUGCAAAAGCUGUAUGAUGAGGAUGAUAAUGUGCCGACUCUUGGUCUAUUCACUGAAAGAUUUUCCAAUCGGAUGAUUGAGCUUGCUGAUGACAUUGACAAUACUGUAGCUGUAUGUGCAAUAGGCCUUGUAAAACAACUGUUAAGGUAA
This is a messenger RNA of Humulus lupulus (European hop), 681 nucleotides long. Its product is annotated as sister-chromatid cohesion protein 3-like. The record is from RefSeq and is a predicted model, not a curated record. Gene Ontology annotation, cellular component: cohesin complex; chromatin; nucleus. Gene Ontology annotation, biological process: sister chromatid cohesion. The transcript has 4 exons. Lineage: Eukaryota; Viridiplantae; Streptophyta; Magnoliopsida; Rosales; Cannabaceae. Gene Ontology annotation, molecular function: chromatin binding. Bases 91 to 681 code for a protein of 196 amino acids.